This is a messenger RNA of Drosophila albomicans, 3788 nucleotides long. It is a transcript of the gene Vang, whose product is annotated as vang-like protein 1. The coding region runs from base 475 to 2199 and encodes 574 amino acids. Gene Ontology annotation, cellular component: plasma membrane. Gene Ontology annotation, biological process: Wnt signaling pathway, planar cell polarity pathway; establishment of planar polarity; multicellular organism development. Lineage: Eukaryota; Metazoa; Arthropoda; Insecta; Diptera; Drosophilidae. The record is from RefSeq and is a predicted model, not a curated record. The transcript has 2 exons.
CACUAUUCUUUCUGGUCGGGGUUGAAAGCAAAAAAGUCAAUGGGAAAAUAAAUGUAGUAAAAUGUGUAUAAAAUAGUGCAAAUAUCAAUGAAAGCAAUAUGUUUUUGUGUAAAAGUGUUAAUGCGAUGCCUUGUUAAAUAGAAUAAAUAGUGAAAAGGUUGGCAAUGUGUACGCUGUAAGAACGGCGUCUACUCUUGCAACGUUUCCCAGACUCCACACCCUGCACCGCUUGCACCAAAUACCUAUGAAUGUACACACACAAACACAUGCAUUCAACACACAGUCACAAACACAGACAAGCAUACAUAUGUACGUGAAAAAAACCUGCUGCAGUUGGUCGUAAUUACAGUUAGACACUAAAAUAGCAACACGGUCGGUCAGUUAAUUAAGGAACAAAAAAGCUAGCUGCCUGUGUUUGAGGCGGUGGUGGUGGGAAAAGACGCCCACGCACGCUACCAAUUUGCAAGGCUUGCAAUGGAAAACGAUUCCGUCAAAUCGGAACACAGUGGACGCUCGCGACGCUCUCGCAAUCACAAUAACAACAGCAGCGGGGGAGGAGGCGGUGGCGGUGGCACUGUAAACAACGGCUACCACAGAGAUCGUUCCCGACAUUCACACCGCAGCACACAUUCAUCCAAGUCUGGCAAAGGUCGUGGCGACAUGGCGCCUUAUCAAACCAGCGUCAACAUGACAGGUGAUGAGUCUCGGGAUGGUCAGGAGGUCAUUGAAGUGCAGAUUCUGCCACAGGAUGAGAAUUGGGGUGAGAAUACCACAGCAGUGACCGGCAACACCUCGGAACAAAGCAUUUCCAUGGAGGAUAUUAAUAAUAUGUGGCAUCGUGAGAACGACAAAGGUUUCGGUUUCGCCUGUCGGCGUUACGUUGAAUCCACCUUCUACUUUCUGCUCGGAUGUGCCGCAUUCUUCUCGCCUGUUGCCAUGGUCGUUAUGCCGCACAUUGGCUUCUUUCCGACCGCCUUCGAUCAUCCAGAACUGACGCAAACCAGGCGUACACAUCUGUUGGCGUGCAGUGAACAGUGCAAGGGUAAAUUAGUGUCUUUGGCUGCCCGCUUGGUGCUCCUCGCCAUUGGUUUGUGGGCGGUGUUUAUGCGACGCACGGCCGCCAGCAUGCCCAGAAUAUUUCUAUAUCGCGCUCUUGUACUGCUUCUGGUGACCAUCUGCACCUUUGCCUAUUGGCUCUUUUACAUUGUGCAGGUGUUGAAUGGCGCCAAGAUUGUUGUGGAAACAGGUGGCGAUGUUGUCGACUACAAAUCGCUGGUUACCUACGCCACCAACUUUGUGGACACUCUGCUCUUCAUACACUAUGUGGCUGUGGUGCUGCUGGAGCUGCGCCAUCAACAGCCCUGUUACUACAUUAAGAUCAUACGCUCACCCGACGGCGUCUCGCGCUCCUAUAUGCUGGGACAGUUGAGCAUACAACGUGCUGCAGUUUGGGUGCUGCAGCAUUACUAUGUCGACUUUCCCAUCUUCAAUCCAUAUUUGGAACGCAUACCCAUUUCCAUAUCGAAAUCGCAACGCAACAAAAUCUCGAAUAGUUUCAAGUAUUACGAAGUGGAUGGCGUCAGCAAUUCGCAGCAGCAGAGCCAGAGUCGUGCUGUGUUGGCAGCUAAUGCACGACGACGCGACUCCUCGCACAAUGAACGUUUCUACGAGGAGCACGAAUACGAGCGUCGAGUGAAGAAGCGUCGUGCACGUCUCAUCACUGCCGCCGAAGAGGCAUUCACGCACAUCAAACGUAUCCACAACGAGCCGGCGCCAGCGUUGCCCUUGGAUCCACAGGAAGCGGCCCAGGCGGUGUUCCCAUCGAUGGCGCGUGCGCUGCAGAAAUAUCUGCGAGUGACACGCCAGCAGCCGCGUCACACAUUUGAGAGCAUUCUCAAGCAUUUGGCGCACUGUCUGAAGCAUGAUCUGUCGCCACGUGCCUUUCUCGAACCAUAUCUGACCGAAUCGCCGGUGAUGCAGAGCGAAAAGGAGCGUCGUUGGGUGCAGUCGUGGUCACUGAUCUGUGACGAUAUCGUCUCGCGACCCAUUAGCAACGAAUGCACGUUCCAGCUCAUUCAGAACGAUGUCUCCCUGAUGAUCACCGUGCACAAGUUGCCGCAUUUCAAUCUUGCCGAGGAGGUGGUCGAUCCCAAGAGCAAUAAGUUUGUGCUCAAGCUCAACUCAGAGACGUCUGUAUGACACCACCAUCAUAUGCACCAUCAAUCGCAACAAUCCAACCCCAGAACACCGCCAAUGAUAACGCCUACGCAUAGCAAUCAAACGCAAUCCUCGUACUUGCAUGUCUUUGUCUGAUACAUUAAAUUGUAGAGAGGGCAGCGCUUCUUAAACGGGAUUAGAAACCUAUCAAAAUUAGUUAAUAUCAGAAUUAUUUUAAGCCAAUUCCAGUUUCUUUUAUACCAUUUUUAAUCCCCAUUGAGAAAAGCUGCUUGUUAUCGUUAUUAUAGGCGGGUUUCAAUUAUUAUUUUAAGUAUUAAUUUAUAUAGAACUCGAAACUGAAACUGAACUUACGGCCAGCAUAUGAUUAGAGUGAACGAUGCUCAAGCCCAGUGUAAUAUCCUAAGCCAACAACGCACACAUAUCACACGUCCCUUGAAAUGACUUACAAACUGAUUUACAAGUUCCCAAAGUAUUAAUCUUAAGUCUGGUUGCUUCGGCUCCCACAAAAAAAGAAAAAACAAAACAAAUUUCCAUUUAUCAGCUUAAAUCUUUACUGCCUUUCUUCAUUAGCAAGUGUGCAUAAUUAUUAUUUUUAGAUAAUAUCACAUAGAAUUUAAGUACUUAAAUGACAAAAUUCCCCCCAGAAAAAAAACUAUUCCAGAUUGUGGUUAGACAAAAACAAAACCAUAGACUUUAACCCGAAGUGUUAUCUUUUAUAAUUUAAAUACUUUAAUGAGAACACUUCUGAAGAACUUUUCCAUUUUCUAAAUUUAUUAGACAAAAAAGAAUCAGGAGUGUUAUCGCUAUAAAUUUAAAUACUUAAAAGAAAACACUAUCAAAACAAACUAAUCCAUUUUCCAGAAUUUGGUUGUGGUUAGACAAAAAACAAAAGACUUGCACCAAGAGUGUUUCGACACUGUUGGCGCGAUUCAAAUGGGGGUUUUUUUUUACCGAUUUAUUAAGUGCAUUUUAAGCAUAAAUCGAAUACUCAACAUUAAACAGUUCCCCAAUGUUCCACUAAAUUGCCGCAUGCGGCAACUGCAACUGCAACUCGAAUGUAACUUGUGACAAAUACAUAAUAACUUAAGCAAGAGACUGCUAUUAAUGCAUUUUAUAUACACUGACAAAAAUUGCCAACUAAUAUUUGUACUACUAAUCUGUGCAUAGCAACAAUAGAGCACAAAAUAUAUAUACACAUAUAUUUUAGACGAACUAAAGAAUGAAAUCAUUUUAAUGCUAAGUGCGAGUAUUCAAUUGAUACACCUAUAUACAGAAACAAAACCUUCAAGAAUAUAUAUAUCUAUAUACAUAUUUACAAACUACUUAGAAAACUUUUCAUAAUUUUGGCGACUUCUGGUCCAAGCGAUAUUUUUAUUUCGUUUUUCUAGCUGAAUGCUUUUUAUCAGAGAAUCUAAUUGUAGCAAUAAAACCGAAUGUGAAGCAAUUUUAAACCGAAUACACAUAUUUAUAGAAUUUAAUCAACAAUCGAUAUCAUAAUUGUGUCUGUAAUUACAUACAUACAUAAACAUAUAUAGCUAAGCCGAUACACACAAGCUGUAUAAAUAAAUGCAACAACUUUUUCACCAGCUUUAAUUCAGCGUUUUGUUUAC